AUGUCCGACCUCAGAGGGACGUCACGAGACCGCCGGGACACAGAAGCCUUAGCCCAGGUUGUCGCCGAACAUUUACCAUCAGGAUACACGGCCGAGUUUGACAGUACGGCCGGAAGUACAGAUGGCGCCACGCCAGCUUCGGCCGAGGGAUCGGACGUCGUGCCCAUCCCGGAGGAGGAAUCGUCGCUGAAGUUGCAGGGCGGCGACAUGCAUCGGGAUCUCUUCAGGCUGCCCUCAGCAGCAACCCGCGUCCCGAUGCACCGCCGGGCAGCAACCUUCCACUCGCCCAGGGAUCUUCACCCGGACGAUGAUGCCCCGCCCUUAACCGUCGGCGACCAGCUCGCCCCGGGAGGGUUCCGUCGUGCCUUUCUACAUCAAAGACAUGGAAACGAUUUCAUGGCCGCGAGGCUACCAAUUACGCGCAAUUUCGUCGAGUUUCUCGACCUCUACGGCAGCUUCGCUGGCGAAGACCUUGUCGACACCGAUGAGGAGGCCGUCACCGAGGAAGAGGAGGAGCAGGGGGAAGGAGUAGAGGAAGAAAUGGUCGGCGAGCGGCGCCCUCUUCUUCGCCAGCGUAUUAGCUCUGUCCGGACCCCGCGCUCCGCCAACGCCGGCACUGUGAAGACAUUCUUCACCUUGCUUAAAGCAUUUAUCGGCACCGGCAUCAUGUUCCUGCCCAAGGCCUUUCGCAACGGCGGCAUCCUCUUCUCCACCGUUUCCAUGCUCUCCGUUUCCGCGGUCACCAUGGUCGCCUUCCAUUUGCUGCUACAAUGCAAGCUCCACCACGGCGGCGGGUACGGCGAUAUCGGAAACGCCAUCGCCGGGCCGCGGAUGCGCACCCUCAUCCUCUUCUCUAUCGCCCUGUCCCAACUAGGCUUCGUGUGCGCGGGCAUCGUCUUUGUCGCCGAGAACCUCGAAACUUUUUUCCACGCCGUCACGGGCGGCCAAAACCCCUUCACCUCGGCGGGGCUAAUCGCCAUGCAACUAAUCAUCCUAGACAGCCCGCUGGUCAACUCGGUGCAGCUGCUGUACGCCAUCGCCGUGCUGGUCGGCACCCCCGUGCAGCUGUUCCCCGCCCUGCGCAUCCUCGAGGGCAAGAUCUUUGGCCACAUGCGCUCGGGCAAGGGCAGCCUGCGGACCAAGUGGGUCAAGAACCUGUUCCGGGUCGGUGUCGUCGUGUUUUGCGGCCUGGUCUCGGUCGCGGGGACCGGGAACCUCGACCGCUUUGUUGCGCUGAUCGGGAGUGUCGCGUGCGUGCCGCUCGUGUAUGUGUAUCCGGCGUUUUUGCAUUACAGGGGGGUGGCUACUCAGAGGACAUUCGCGUGUGUUUCGAUGAUGAUGAUAUGUGCCACGCUUGUGGUAGGGUACCCCUGGAUCAGCGCCGGGCAGUCCACCCCCGAUCCUCCUCCCCAGCUCCACAAAGGCGAACUAAUUGAAAACGUACGAUUCAUGGGCAGCAGCGUGCUGCGGUAA
Chaetomium globosum CBS 148.51 is the source of this 1473-nucleotide messenger RNA. RefSeq lists its product as uncharacterized. The transcript has 3 exons. The record is from RefSeq and is a predicted model, not a curated record. Lineage: Eukaryota; Fungi; Ascomycota; Sordariomycetes; Sordariales; Chaetomiaceae. Gene Ontology annotation, biological process: amino acid transmembrane transport. Gene Ontology annotation, molecular function: amino acid transmembrane transporter activity. The coding region runs from base 1 to 1473 and encodes 490 amino acids.